This is a messenger RNA of Darwinula stevensoni, 759 nucleotides long. The record is from the annotation of a GenBank genome assembly. Lineage: Eukaryota; Metazoa; Arthropoda; Ostracoda; Podocopida; Darwinulidae.
AUGUACCACGGAGAAGCAGAGCUCAGAGGGGUCAAUCCGCGGUUCCAAGCUCCAUUCCUGACAUCUACUGACGAGGUAGAAAACUGCAUCAUCCAACAUGGCGCUCAUCAGACAGCACGUGCUUCCGUGUUUGGGUUCUUCCCUGUGAUAUUGGCAUUGGUGUGUGUUUCCCAGUUGAUAUCUAGAGGAGAAUUUGAAGGAUUGAAGGAUCUUCUCUCUCCCGAGUGCAUCUCUGAAGUGUCGAAAAAUUUGAGUAAUUACAGUCUUCAAGAUCGCCAUAUGUUGGCUGUGGCAGAGGAUGAUAUAUAUUUUGCAUUCCCAUACCAGAUUGGAAUGAUAAUAGAAGAUGACCCACCUCCCAAAUUGCAGAGGAGAUGGGUAGAGGUGACUAUGUGUUACCAUGUCUUCCUUGGCAUGGGAGAAACCAUACGUAGGGGGGAACCACCACCUACGCCAGGAGACCUGCAGCGAAACCGUGAGAAACUCAUCAUCUGCAAUUACCGCUUCAUACGAAACUACACGAAAGGGGUGAAUGAUGACUGGACGAUCAACAAGCUGAACCACUUUCGACCAUCUGGAUUUUCUUAGGAGAAAGUGCUUGGGAACCUGAUGUAUCUUCAUCCCUAUGUCAGCAUUUCAUCUGAAAUUGAAAGUGUGUCUUGCAGUAUAAAAGGAAGGACUAUUUUAUGUUGAUAUGAGUUACUUCUAUUUGAAUAGAAGAGUCAUUUCUUCAUUCCUAGGAUGUGUCUUGAUACAACU